Messenger RNA from Chlorocebus sabaeus (green monkey), 4078 nucleotides. The record is from RefSeq and is a predicted model, not a curated record. Lineage: Eukaryota; Metazoa; Chordata; Mammalia; Primates; Cercopithecidae.
CCGCACACGAUCCUGCGCCAGACGCUCCUACACAGUAACCUGGAAAUUGUCACCGGCGGAGCAAAGUCACAGGGCAGGGAGGCCCUCCGCGUUGUCUGGCGGAGGAGGGGAGUGGCAGGUGAUCCUCACAGUCACUCUAGGAAAGCCAGCUGCCAUGACAUAAGGAUACUCAGGCCACCAAUGGACAGCCCAGGCAGGAGGCAUGAAGGUGUGCCAGCCAUUGUGUCAGUCACCUUAUAAGCAGAUUUUCUGAGACCUGCUAACGGCCAUAUGAGUGACGUUGGAUGGGGGUUGUCACCAGUCAAGCCUUGAGAUGACUGCAGCCAUGACCCACAGCUUGACUACAACCCAUGAGAGACACUGAGCCAGGAACACCCACCUGAAAUGCCUCCAGACCCCUGACCUACAGCGACUGUGAGAUAAUCAGUGUUUGUUGCCUUAAGCCACGAAGUUUGUGAUAAUUUGUUUCUCGACAACAGAUAACUAAUACAGACCCGGAAGUGAAUCGCCUCAGUGAAGGUCACACUGCAGUGCUAUUGAUUUCUAAAGACUUAUGUUAUGUGAGGAAGCAGCUCAGAAGAGGACAGAAAAAGAGCCAGGCAUGGCUUUUCCUCAGGGACACUUGACUUUUAGGGAUGUGGCUAUAGAAUUCUCUUUGGAGGAGUGGAAAUGCCUGGACCCUGCACAGAGGGCUUUAUACAGGGCCAUGAUGUUGGAGAACUACAGGAACCUGCAUUCUGUGGAUAUCUCUUCCAAAUGCAUGAUGAAGAAGUUCUCAUCAACAGGGCAAGGCAAUACAGAAGUGUUCCACAUGGGGACAUUGGAUAGACAUGAAAGUCAUCACAUUGGAGAUUUUUGCUUCCAGGAAAUUGGGAAAGAUAUUCAUGACUUUGAGUUUCAGUGGCAAGAAGAUGAAAGAAAUAGCACAGACAGAUAUGAUUGAAGGCAUGCUGGAAACAAGCCUAUUAAAGAUCAGCUUGGAUGAAGCUUUCGUUCACAUCUUCCUGAACUCCACAUAUUUCAGACCAAAGGGAAAGUUGGUAAUCAAGUUGAGAAGUCUAUCAACGAUACUUCCUCGGUUCCAACGUCCCAAAGAAUUUCUUCUAGGCCCAAAAUCCAUAUUUCUAAUAACUAUGCAAAUAAUUUCCUCCAUUCGUCAGUACUCACACAAAAACAGGGAGUACACAUGAGAGAAAAAUGUUUCCAAUAUAAUGAGAGUGUCAGAGCCUUUAAUUGUAGCUCACUCGUAAGGAAACAUCAGAUAAUUCAUUUAGGAGGGAAACAAUAUAAAUGUGAUGUAUGUGGCAAGGUCUUUAAUCAGAAGCAAUACCUUGUAUGCCAUCGUAGAUGUCACACUGGUGAGAAACCUUACAAGUGUAAUGAAUGUGGCAAGGUUUUUAAUCAGUCAAACCUUGCAAGUCAUCAUAGACUUCAUACUGGAGAGAAACCUUACAAAUGUGAAGAAUGUGACAAAAUGUUUAGUCACAAAUCAAAUCUUAAAAGACAUAGGAGAAUUCAUACUGGAGAGAAACUAUACAAAUGGAGGAUUUGUGACAAGGCUUUCAGGCGUGAUUCACACCUGGUACAACAUACUAGAAUUCACACUGGAGAGAAACCUUACAAGUGUAAUGAAUGUGGCAAAGCCUUUAGUGGGCAGUCAACACUUAUUCACCAUCAAGCAAUCCAUGGUGUAGGGAAACUUUAUAAAUGUAAUGAUUGUCACAAAGUCUUCAGUAAUGCUACAACCAUUGCAAAUCAUUGGAGAAUCCGUAAUGAAGAGAGAUCUUACAAGUGUAAUAAAUGUGGCAGAUUUUUUAGACAUUGUUCAUAUCUUGCAGUUCAUUAGCGAACUCAUACUGGAGAGAAAACUUACAAGUGUCAUGAGUGUGGCAAGACCUUCACUCAGAUGUCAUCCCUUGUAUGCCAUCAUAGACUUCAUACUGGAGAGAAACCUUACAAUUGUAAUGAGUGUGGUAAGACCUUCUGUCACAAUUCAGCCCUUGUAAUUCAUAAAGCAAUUCAUACCGGAGAGAAACCUUACAAGUGUAAUGAACAUGGCAAGGUUUUUAAUCAACAGGCAACCCUUGCAUGUCAUCACAGACUUCAUACUGGAGAGAAACCUUACAAGUGUAAUGAAUGUGGCAAGGAUUUUAAUCAACAAGCAACCCUUGCACGUCAUCGUAGACUUCAUACUGGAGAGAAACCUUAUAAAUGUGAAGAAUGUGACAAAGUUUUCGGUCGCAAAUCACACCUUGAAACACAAAAGAGAAUUCAUACUGGAGAGAAACCUUACAAGUGUAAUGAGUGUGGCAAAGCCUUUAGUGGGCAGUCAACACUUACUCACCAUCAAGCAAUCCGUGGUAUAGGGAAACUUUACAAACGUAAUGAUUGUCACAAAGUCUUCAGUAACACUACAACCAUUGCAAAUAAUUGGAAAAUUCAUAAUGAAGAGAGAUCUUACAAGUGUAAUAAAUGUGGCAGAUUUGUCAGACAUCAUUCAAAUCUUGCAGUUCAUCAGCGAACUCAUACUGGAAAGAAACCUUACCAGUGUAAUGAGCAUGGCAAGACCUUCAGUCAGACGUCAUCCCUUGUAUGCCAUCGUAGACUUCAUACUGGAGAGAAACCUUACAAAUGUGAAGAAUGUGACAUUUUCAGUCGCAAAUCACACCUGGAAACACAUAUGAGGACUCAUACUGGAGAGAAACCUUACAAAUAUGAAGAAUGUGACAAAGUUUUCAGUCGCCAGUCAAACCUUGAAAGACAUAGGAGAAUUCAUUUUGGAGACAAACCAUACAAGUGUAAGGUUUGUGACAAGGCUUUCAGGCGUGCUUCACACCUGGCACGGCAUACUAGAAUUCACACUGGAGAGAAACCUUACAAGUGUAAUGAGUGUGGCAAAGCCUUUAGGGGGCAGUCAACACUUACUCACCAUCAAGCAAUCCAUGGUAUAGGGAAACUUUACUAAUGUAACGAUUGUCACAAAGUCUUCAGUAACACUACAACCAUUGCAAAUCACUGGAGAAUCCAUAAUGGAAAGAGAUCUUACAAGUGUAAUAAAUGUGGCAAAUUUUUCAGACAUCAUUCAAACCUUGCAGUUCAUCAGCGAACUCAUACUGGAGAGAAACCUUACAAAUGUGAUGAUUGUGGCGAGGUCUUCAGUCAAGCUUCAUCUUAUGCUAAACAUAGGAGAAUUCAUACAGGAGAGAAACCUCAGAAGUGUGAUAAUUGUGGCAAAGCCUUUACUUCACAUUUACACCUUAUUAGACAUCAGAGAAUCCAUAUUGGACAGAAAUCUUACAAAUGUCAUAAGCAUAGCAAGGUCUUCAGUCAGAAGUCACUCCUUGCGGAACAGCAGAAAAUUCAUUUUUGAGAUACUUAUUCCAAAUGCAAUGAGUAUAGCAAACCAUCAAGCAUUAAUUCACAUUAGAGUCAAUUCAGCAUUGACUUGAGUUUGAGUUUACUUGACAUUGAGUUCAAGCAUUAAUUGACAUUAAAGUGUUUAUGUUAAGAGGAUUGGGCUGGGCAGGGUGGCUCAUGCUUGUAAUCCUGGCACUUUGGGAGGUCAAGAUGGAUAGAUCACUUGAGGUCAGGAGUUUGAGACCAGCCUGGCCAACAGACAUGAGUCACUUUUCCCAGCCUGUUUUUUGUUUCUUUAUCAAAAACUGAUAGGGAUUUUUAUGGGUAUUGUGUUGAAUCUAAAUCACACUGGGUUAUAUAAUCAUUUAACAAUAUUAAUUUUUCCAAUCCAUCAAUAGGGGUUGUAUCUCUAUUUUAUAUAUGUUUUUAAUAAUUUUGAUCAAUGUUUGUAGAUUUUAAGGUGCAAACUUAUCGCCUUUUUACAUUUAUUCCUAAGUAUUUCUUACUGUAAGUUCUCUAGCAAAUGGAAGUGUUUUCUUAAUUUUCUUUUAAAAUUGUUUAAUGUAUGGAAAUUUAACUAAUUUUUGGUGCUGAUAUUGUAUUCUGCAAAUACACUGAAUGUGUUUAUUAGUUCCAGUAGUAUUUUGGUUGACUUUUGUGAUUUUCUACACAGUAGAACAUGCAAUCUACAAACAAAUACAAUUUUAGUUCUUUCUUUCUG